Molecule: messenger RNA, 780 nt
Organism: Sugiyamaella lignohabitans
Lineage: Eukaryota; Fungi; Ascomycota; Dipodascomycetes; Dipodascales; Trichomonascaceae
Gene: MGE1
Product: Mge1p
Exons: 1
Coding region: 1-780 (259 amino acids)
Biological process (GO): protein folding; protein import into mitochondrial matrix
Cellular component (GO): PAM complex, Tim23 associated import motor
Molecular function (GO): protein-folding chaperone binding; protein homodimerization activity; adenyl-nucleotide exchange factor activity
Source: RefSeq, a predicted model, not a curated record
AUGCUCAGAAGAUCGCUAAUGAGAAGCUCGCCGAGCUCGGCACUUGUAUCGAGUUCUGUUAGAGCUGCUACCAGACCGGUAGUUAUGGCAAGACCCAUUGCCAGAACCCAGAUGGUCAACUCCCGGGGUCUGUUUGGAUUCAGAAGCUAUUCUGAGACUGCUAAUGGCGAGAAGAAGGAUGCUGAAUCUGCUGCUAAUGAGGCUAGUUCUGAAAAUACUAAGGAAGAGACUCAAACAUCAGAGUCUGAAUACGCCAAUCUUUCGGUAGAAGAGUUACAAUCCAAACUGAAGGAACUGCAAUCCAAGUUUGAGGCCAAGGACAAGGAAGUUGCCAAAUUCAAGGAGCACUAUACUCGAUCCGUAGCCGAUUUCAGAAACCUACAAGAGACGACUAAAAGAGAGAUUCAAAAGGCUAGAGACUAUGCUUUACAAAAAUUCGCGAAGGACCUGCUUGACUCGGUUGAUAACUUCGACCGUGCCCUGGCAGUUGUUCCCGAGGAGAAGAGAUCCGAUAAGGAGAACCACGUCGAGCUUGCCAACCUGUACGAAGGUGUUAAAAUGACCCAAGAAGUUUUUGAAAAGACUCUGGCCCGUCACGGACUUGUCAAGCUUAACCCUCUCGGAGAGAAGUUCGACCCCAAUGUUCACGAGGCUACCUUUGAAGUGCCCCAGCCGGACAAAGAACCUGGCACCGUCUUCCACGUCCAACAAACUGGAUUUGCGCUCAACGAUCGUGUUCUCCGAGCUCCCAAGGUCGGUGUUGUCAAGGGUACCGACUAA